Molecule: messenger RNA, 1512 nt
Organism: Aspergillus welwitschiae
Lineage: Eukaryota; Fungi; Ascomycota; Eurotiomycetes; Eurotiales; Aspergillaceae
Product: tetratricopeptide repeat protein
Exons: 1
Coding region: 204-1403 (399 amino acids)
Molecular function (GO): protein binding
Source: RefSeq, a predicted model, not a curated record
UUAGCAAGUCCGGUGAAACAAUUCAUAAUGGAAUAUUUGUCGAAUGUCUUCUCAGUAGUGAAAUACCGUAAACUAGUAGUGUGUAUGCAGCUCUCCUUAGAACCAUUAUGAAAUAUAAAUACCGCUUCAAACCCAGGAUCACCCAGGAUCCUAUGUUUUGAAAUCCAGUGAGUUGAGUACCUUGAAUUCUGAUAUGCUGCAAAAUGUCAACAAACAGGCGCAAUUACUCGCAUAUGCGAGAUGCCGCAUUGAAUAUCAGAGCAGACUGCGACGAGGAGUACGAGCAUUCAGAUAUGGCCGCCAGCGGGGACGAGGCAUUGCAGAUCCUUAUGGAAGCAAAUUACAACGAUGGCGCUUCGUAUGAUCAAAGCUCCACGGAUGAAUUUGCAAACGAUGACGGGGACCAUUUAUGGCAAGUCCAGGCUGAUACUUUGUACAGCAGGGAUGAAAGCGGUUGUACAGAUGAGCGAGAACAUGCCUCAUGGCAAUCUCAACCCACUGAUCCUGACACCCAGUGCCAACAAUUUGAUUACCCACCACCACCACCACCUCCCCAGUUACAACAUUCAACCAGGUACUCGCUUGAGAAAAGGAAACCCAAGACGGCAACCGAAGACAAGCCAGAUGAUAUCAUAUCCUACUGUAAUAUGGUCGUUGACAUGAGCAAUAUGAAGACUGCUCUUCGCAACGUAAAGGACUACCUCGAGAAGGGCCAGACCCGCGAGGCCGAAGUCGAGGCCCAGAAAGCUCAGGACUUGGCAGAAAAGUAUGGGGAGAGACCAGUGAUCGCACGGUGCAGAUACUGGCAGGCUCGGGUGAAGUUUGCUCAAGGAAACUAUGAAAAGGCGUAUCGACUGUUUCGCAAAUGCCAGUUAUGGAUCACAAAGCAACCUGAGGCGAGCACAAUGGCAUUUUACCUACCACUCUGUCAGCCGGGAUUGAGCGACCAAGAUCGACAGCGCAUGUUGCAGGACGCUCACAGACCCGCAAUGCAACUGCAGAAAAUACCAACGGUUAGUGAAGUGCCAGACAACCGAGACUCGAAACGAAGAUGGAAUGAUAGCCUUCACUUGUUGUCGCAAGACAAUAUCCCACAAUCCACGCAUCGGCAGAACAUAGCCCACCCCAAGUCACUUCUCGAGAGGCAACCUGAAGAUUCCACUGGACUCAAACUUGGUGGCAAGCAAAAGCUAUUCACUUUCGAGAUGCACCCCAAGGGCAUGGCACCCAGAUUCCGGCCGACAGAUAUUUUCGCAGAACAGCCUUAUGAAGUUAUUGUGCCACAAGAACAAUGGGAGGAUUUCAUUGACUAUCACAGGGACCAGAGCGUCACGUUGAGUUAUCUGGAGAGGGAGAGACGACGGUACCAAACCGUCGUCCAAGAGAGGUAUAAUCAGCGCUAACCCGCUGCAUGCUGGUCUGCCUUUUUGGCGAAGACAUAGCCAGUUCGGUGAAGAAGUGGGGUAUUGUUGGAGUAAUGGUCUUUGAUAUUAUAUAUAGCGAUUCCUUUAU